Messenger RNA from Effrenium voratum, 1473 nucleotides. The record is from the annotation of a GenBank genome assembly. Lineage: Eukaryota; Dinophyceae; Suessiales; Symbiodiniaceae.
AUGGCAGGUACUAAAAAGAAAGCCGUGGUAACCCCAAAACGGCCAAAGAAGAAGCGAGAGAAGAAGCGGGACACAGAAAGCCCCUCUGAGGAGCGCCGGAUUGUGACCGUGGGCUUUGACGACAACCAAUACACGGGCUAUUUGCACACCAACAGCCUCGCACAGCGCUACCUUGAAGGCGCCGACUCCAAAUACACCUGGCAGAGCGGUGCCAAGUAUGAAGGCCCCUUCCUGCACAGUGAGAUUCAGGGUCAGGGCAAGUACACUUGGCCAGAUGGCUCCACAUACCAGGGGGACCUUCACAACGGCAAGCGCCAUGGCUUCGGCGUGUUUGUUGCUGCAGACGGGGUCACCAAAUACGAGGGUCAGUGGUCGGAGGGCAAGCGCCAUGGCGCAGGGCGCCUGGUCUACGAUGCGGACGGGAACUCCUUCUACCAGGGUCAGUGGUUCGAGGGUUGCAAGCACGGCAAGGGCCGCCAGGUCUGGCCCAGCAAGAACACCUACGAGGGCGAAUGGCAGGAGGGCCGCAUGCACGGCUUUGGGACCAUGACCUGGUGUGAGAAUGCGCAAAUUGAGGUGUACACAGGCGAAUGGGCGCAGAACCUGCCCCAAGGCCAGGGGAAGUACAUCUGGCACGCGCCAGAUUGCGUGCAGGGCAAGGAAAUGCCAGUGCAGCAGACCAAUAACAGCUUUAAGGGCUCCUGGUCACAGGGUCUUCGGUCAGGCUAUGGGAAAUUUCAGUUUGCCAACGGGGCGAAGUAUGAAGGCCAGUGGACUGACAACAUCAAACAUGGGGAAGGACGCUACACCUUCGAAGACGGCCGCGUUUAUGUGGGCGAGUUUGUUUCAGAUAAUAUGGCAACGCCCAGCAGCCCCGAGGCUGAGGCGACAAGUCAGGCGUUGAACCUGGGCGGAGCUGACAACCCUGUCCGCAGGUGUGUUGACGUAGGUGACUUGGCUGGAUUCUGCCUUCCGAAGGACCGGCCCGUGACGGAUCCCACGGAGUUAACGGGCUACUCAGAGCCUGCGGAUGUUUUUCGGGAGAUCUACAACGUGCUGCUGCGCCAUUUGGGGGACCUGAAGAAGGUCUACGCGAGAGUCCGCCGCGUGGUCCAAUCAGACGGGGACCCAUGGCUCGUCUACACCUAUCAGUGGUGGAUCCUGCUGCGAGAGGUGAACCUCCUGGCGCCGGACUGCUUCUUGGCGCGCGCGGAUCGACGGGUGAGGUGUGGGCCGCGGCAGCACGGAGAGGCCUUCUACGAAGAUAUGCCGGAGCUCAGGCCGCUAACCCCCAGGCCAGUCCAUGCGCCACCAUCCCAUGGAGAGCGCGGCUCUUUGUCAAGAAAGGCAUCGAGAGAUGGGGAUCAAGGGCUAACCCACGAGCAGGAACCCCUGCUCGAGGAGGAUGAAGAUGAAGACGUUGGUGACGACGAGGCUUCAGUUGGCAUGUGCUUGGGCAUGGCUUUGAUUUGA